AUGGCCGAAUAUACAAUCUACACACGGGUAUACUCAGAAAGGAGCGCCGGUAAACUUAGCUCCGCCAAGAGACCCGCACACAAUGCAUUAAUCCACUCUGAGCUCCUCGACGAGUUUCGAAAUCAUGCGAUCCGAGAGAGUACAAAGCCGACAGCUUUAAUCUCGGCGAGUAGCCGAAUCAUUGAUACCGUUAGGCGCGUUUUCGAUAAGUGGUAUACAGACGGCGAGUCGCUAGAAGAUAUCUGGAUUGCCUUCAUCGGAAUCCCGACCACUGUAGAUGAGUCUCUCACCCCAGUGCAUGCGGCACGACACUUGGCAGAGGAAUGUGAGCUUGAAGAACCGAAUUUAUUCUAUUACGAGUACGUAUUCGAAUGGAUAAUACCUGACAAAUAUGUCUUGCAUCAGGUCUCUCUGCAGACCCUGAUAGAUCGUGGGCUCGACUGGGAAAAGUAUCUUUUUGCGGAUAGUCAUGGCGGUCGAAUUGUAUCUACAGAGGAAUUGCGAGAGCGUGUUGCUGUAGACCUUCUACCUCGACAAGCACGGCAUGACCCUUGGGGAGUCGGUAUAUACUUGGCGCUUUUUGCACGAAAAUUUGGAGCGAGGGCUCCUCUCGGCUGGGUUGCUCACCAGCUGUUCUAUGACUGUGUGAGAAUAAAGGUCCUCGACGAUUAUGCAGUACUGGUGAAAUGUGGAGAUGAUUUUUCAAAUAUCGUUGAUUUUGAACUCUUUCUUGAAUUGGAUGAUGGAAUUGAUACUGGUUUGUGUGAAUGGUGGCUCACAGGUACCGAGUUUGAACUCAACUUCAGCGAAUUCGACGAGUGGCGAGCUGAGGAAGAGCAUGAUAUCUGGGGAACUUGGUACUAUCCCGACUAUGAUGGAAUAGCCGAGGAAACAUCUGAAAGGGAAAGACUGCUACCAAAUAAGGCAUGGGACAAACUAUCGACCAAGCAUGAAAAAAUUAGAUCAGCUAUUGAAGCGGAAGCGGUAAAAAUAGGGCUAUAA
Trichoderma gamsii is the source of this 1002-nucleotide messenger RNA. RefSeq lists its product as hypothetical. NCBI's taxonomy places the organism in Eukaryota, Fungi, Ascomycota, Sordariomycetes, Hypocreales, Hypocreaceae. The record is from RefSeq and is a predicted model, not a curated record. The transcript has a single exon. The coding region runs from base 1 to 1002 and encodes 333 amino acids.